Molecule: messenger RNA, 1377 nt
Organism: Cololabis saira (Pacific saury)
Lineage: Eukaryota; Metazoa; Chordata; Actinopteri; Beloniformes; Belonidae
Product: hyaluronan and proteoglycan link protein 3-like
Exons: 5
Coding region: 87-1187 (366 amino acids)
Biological process (GO): cell adhesion
Molecular function (GO): hyaluronic acid binding
Source: RefSeq, a predicted model, not a curated record
UCAGUUAACAACUAGCUUAAUAAGAAAUAUCUUUGCAGGUGAGAAGAUUCCUCGGAGAAAAUAAAGGAUCAGGCUUUAAAGCCAGAAUGAGGGAGUGUUUCCUCCAGACUCUGCUGCUGCUUCUCUCAUGCUGCACCUCGGCUGCAGCGAAUGUCCACAACAACUUCCUCUACCACGACAUCCUCGGUCAAAAUGGCAAGAAACAAAGUAUGCACAUAAUCGUUUAUUCCAGUGGUGUGAAGCUCCAUGUGGACAAUGGUCAGCCGUCUGUGUUUGGCGUCAGAGGGGGAAAUGUCACACUUCCAUGCAGGUUUUGGUACGAGCCCAAGCUGAGCUCGCCAAGAGAGGUCCGGGUUAAGUGGUCUUGGCUGCCUGCUGCUGCUGGAGGCCGUGAGGAGGACGUGCUGGUGGCUUUUGGCUCUCAGAGUCGAAGCUUUGGAGUCUUCAGGCGUCGCACAGAGCUCAGACAGGAGUUCCUAGGAGAUGCUGCUCUCGUGAUGACUGACCUUCAGCUGAGAGAUACAGGUCAGUAUCGAUGUGAGGUGGUGGAUGGACUAGAAGACGAGAGGGCAACAGUUCAUCUGGAGUUACAAGGUGUAAUAUUUCCCUACCAGCACCCUCGUGGUCGUUACCUUCUGAGCUUCCUGGAAGCCCAGAGGGCCUGUGAGGAGCAGGACUCCACACUGGCCUCUUUCACACAGCUCUUCCAGUCUUGGAAAGAGGGUCUUAACUGGUGCAGUGCAGGCUGGCUGGCAGACGCGACGGUCCGGUACCCCAUCACAUGGCCCAGAGUGCCCUGUGGUGGGCAAGGCCUCGCACCAGGGGUCCGAAGCUAUGGCAGGCGGCGCCUGAACUUUCAUCGCUAUGAUGCCUUCUGCUUCACCUCUUCACUGCGAGGGAAGGUCUACUAUCUCCAGGCUCCUCACAAGAUGAACCUGACUGACGCUCAGAAGGCCUGUCAGCAGGACGGAGCAGAGAUCGCCAAGGUCGGGCAGCUCUACGCCGCCUGGAAGUUGGGAGGUCUGGACCGCUGUGAUGCUGGCUGGCUGGCUGAUGGGAGCCUGCGGUAUCCCAUCACAAGGCCGCGCCAAAACUGUGGUCCAGCCGAGCCGGGUGUGCGCAGCUUGGGCUUCCCGCUCCCUAAACACAUGCACGGGGUCUACUGCUACGAGUCAGAUGAUGAAUGAGCACAUAAAAGGAAACACUCUGCUUUAAAUAAACCUGUAAUCAACCUGCACCUAAAUGACUGCUGGAGUCGCAGAGAACUCCACAAGGUCACGUGACUAUCGUGAUGGGUUAGCAAACAAAGACGUGCUUUUAAUACACAAAAUACUACAUAUAUUUACCUGGACACUCUUCUAACACACUGCCUAGCCA